CGAGACGACGACGAGCCGAUGCUGCAGGACAACGAGGACAGGUUCUGCCUCUUCCCCAUCAAAGAGCACGCGGUGUGGAAGAUGUACAAGCAGGCGGAGGCGUCAUUCUGGAGCGCGGAGGAGAUCGACCUCUCCAUGGACUACAAGGACUGGGUGACGCUGAACGACAACGAGCAGCACUUCAUCUCGCACGUCCUCGCGUUCUUCGCGGCGUCUGACGGGAUCGUGCUCGAGAACCUAGGCCUCCGGUUCAUGAAGGACGUCCAGCUGCCGGAGGCUCGGGCGUUCUACGCGUUUCAGCUCGCCAUCGAGAACAUCCACUCGGAGACGUACGGGUUGCUCAUCGACACCUACGUCAAGGACAGCGUGAAGAAGAGGCACCUGUUCAGGGCCAUUCACAACGUGCCCACGGUGGCGCGCAAGGCGCAGUGGGCCCUCAAGUGGAUCCAGUCCUCGGAGUGUUUCGCCGAGCGACUGGUGGCGUUCGCGUGCGUGGAGGGCAUCUUCUUCUCCGGAUCGUUUUGCGCAAUCUUCUGGCUCAAGAAGCGCGGGCUCAUGCGCGGGCUCACCUUCUCCAACGAGCUCAUCUCCAGGGACGAGGGCCUCCACUGCGACUUCGCCUGCCUCCUCUACUCCAUGCUCAAGCACCCUCUCGAUCCCGCGCGGCUGCAGGAGAUCGUCAAGGAUGCGGUGGACAUCGAGAAGGAGUUUGUGUGCGAUGCUCUGUCGUGCGCGCUCGUGGGCAUGAACGCGGAUCUCAUGUCCGAGUACAUCGAGUUUGUCGCGGACCGCCUGAUGACGCAGCUCGGCGUGGAGAAGGUGUGGAACACCCCCAACCCGUUCGAGUGGAUGGAGAUGAUAUCGCUCCAGGGCAAGGCGAACUUCUUCGAGCACCGGGUGGACCAGUAUCAGAAGGCUAACGUGAUGACCAGCGUGCAGGGCAAGUGCGACGGGUUUGAGAAUUACGUCUUCAGGACAGACCUCGACUUCUAAAUAUAGUCCAACGGCGACGCUCUUCGUAAUACGAUUCGAAACGAUUGUAG
Micromonas commoda is the source of this 1043-nucleotide messenger RNA. RefSeq lists its product with no specific name. The record is from RefSeq and is a predicted model, not a curated record. Gene Ontology annotation, biological process: deoxyribonucleotide biosynthetic process. NCBI's taxonomy places the organism in Eukaryota, Viridiplantae, Chlorophyta, Mamiellophyceae, Mamiellales, Mamiellaceae. The transcript has a single exon. Gene Ontology annotation, molecular function: oxidoreductase activity. Bases 19 to 993 code for a protein of 324 amino acids.